AUGGCAGUUUUGCUGCUGCACUGCAUUUUCUUCCUAUUUCAGCUGGUUUUCUCGCAGAAUUCUGAAAACCCUGAUGGAGUUGGUCUGCUGGAGUUCAAGGGCUCGCUUGAAAACCCUGAAGCUCUCCUUUCAUGGAGCCCAGCAUCCCCCCACUGCAACUGGACCGGUGUCUUUUGCACCCAUGGCCGAAGCCUCUCGAACCUAAAAUCGCUGAAAACCCUCGACCUCUCUAACAACCCAUUACAAAGCCCGAUUCCGAAAUUCAUCGGUGAUUGGCAAAACCUCACCGUGCUGAACCUCAUUUAUGCUCAGCUUAGUGGCAGCAUACCGCCUGAGAUAGGCAACUGCAAAAACCUGAAUCUUCUACUGCUUUCUUUCAACUCACUGACCGGUUUUCUGCCCAAUGAGCUGUCCGGAUUAUCCCCCACCACGUUCUCUGUCGAAAGGAAUCAGCUUUCCGGCCCUCUUCCCGCCUGGCUCGGAAAAUGGGAACAUGUCGAUGCCUUGUUGCUUUCAGAGAAUAAAUUUUCCGGAAUAAUUCCGCCGGAGAUUGGUAAUUGUUCUGUUCUGAGUCACAUUAGCUUGGAAGGUAAUUUGCUUACAGGUGAGAUUCCUAAGGAGCUCUGUAAUGCCCGAUUCCUUAACGAAAUCGAGCUCGGGAACAAUUUUCUCGGGGGAAGCCUUGACGACACUUUCAGCAACUGUAGGAACUUAACUCAACUGGUUUUGAUGAAUAACAAAAUUCACGGCGUGAUCCCUGAUUAUUUUGCCGACCUCCCGUUGAUAAGUCUUGAGCUGGAUUCGAACAAUUUCACGGGCACUAUACCCGUCCGCCUUUGGAGCUCAUCCACAUUGAUCGAGUUUUCUGCUUCAGAUAAUCAACUAGAAGGUUCUCUUCCUGCCGAGAUUGGUAAUGCCUUGUCUUUACAGGUUGUUGUUCUUUCUAACAACUACAUAACUGGAAAAAUUCCGGACGAGAUUGGGAAAUUGCAGUCUCUCAGCGUGUUGAAUCUGAACAGUAAUUAUCUAGAAGGCAAUAUUCCGGCUGCCAUUGGGAAUUGCACAGAACUCGGGUCACUCGAUUUGGGCAGUAACCGGCUCAAUGGCUCGAUCCCGGAAGAAAUUGUCGGUUUGCCCCAGCUGCUGUGCCUCAUUCUUUCCCACAAUAACCUAUCGGGACCCAUACCUUCGAAAAACUCAAAGUACUUUCAGCAGGACUCGGUUAUUCCUGCCUCGAGCUUUCUUCAGCACAUUGGAGUUUACGAUCUCUCGUUCAACCAGUUGACCGGCUCGAUACCUGAGGUGUUGGGUGAUUGUUCAGUCUUGACGUAUAUUUUCCUCAACGGAAAUUCACUCUCUGGGGAGAUACCAGACUCGUUAUCCCGGCUGUCUAAUCUCACGACGUUAGAUUUGACCGGAAACUUACUUUACGGCAACAUUCCUUUUGAAAUUGGUGAUACAAUUAAGUUACAGGGGUUGUACCUUGGGGAUAACCGGUUUACUGGUCAAAUACCCGAGACCCUCGGCAAGUUGAAUGGCUUGGUGAAACUUAAUCUGUCGUCUAAUAUGUUAUCCGGGCCGGUCCCAAUCGGUCUGAGCAAAUUAUCCGGGCUUACCCAUUUGGACCUGAGUACAAACAUGCUCACCGGCGAGCUUCCGGUUGAAUUAUCAAGAAUGGUGAAUCUUGUCGGGCUAUAUGCUCAGCAUAAUCGCCUAUCUGGCCGUAUUGACCACCUGUUCGGAAACUUGGUCGUGUGGAGACUUCAGAUCGCGAACCUCAGCUGCAAUUCUUUCACUGGCACCCUACCGAGCUCAUUGGGGAACAUGUCAUACUUAACUGUCUUGGAUCUCCACAGAAACAGUUUUACCGGUCGAGUCCCGCCUGAGCUUGGCAAUCUUGCCCAGAUUCAGUACCUUGAUAUAUCCGAAAACUCGUUCGAUGGACAAAUCCCGCCCGAGUUAUGUGCCCCGACGAGCCUUUAUUAUCUCAACCUGGCGGAGAACGAGCUGAACGGCCCGGUCCCAAGAAAUGGCCUUUGCCGGAAAAUUAACAAGUCAUCCCUCACCGGUAACAAGAAUCUUUGCGGCCGUGUUUUGGAUGUAAAAUGCCCGUUGAAUAAUUUCCGAGCCCAAAAAAAGCUACCUUUGACGAACGUCUGGGGACUCGUGUCGGUCUCGAUCGGGACUAUUCUGAUAAUCCUCACCGUAAUUAUCGUUCUACGCAUCUGGCUGGCCCGAUAUGGACAUGCCGUUUUUUGGAAAGAGGCAAUCAAUGAUGAAAUGGAUUCUAUUGUAUCUAAUCAAACAUGGGAAUUGGUAGAUCUUCCAGCAGGAUCUAAACCAAUUGGUUGCAAGUGGGUGUUUCGUGAGAAAUACAAUACCGAUGGGAGUAUUCAAACCUUUAAAGCUAGAUUAGUAGCUAAAGGAUUUAAACAAAAAGAAGGUAUUGAUUAUUUCGAUACAUAUGUUCCAUUGGCAAGAACAACUUCGAUUAGGAUAUUGUUUCAAGCUCCUAAACAAUGGCAUGAAAAAUUUGAUAAUGUUAUUAUUCCAUAUGGAUUUAGACAUAAUAACGCUGACAAGUGUUUAUACUCUAAAUAUUGUGAUGACUAUAUAGUCAUAGUGUGUUUAUAUGUGGAUGACAUGUUAAUCUUAAGUGAUGACAUGAGAGGAAUAAUGGAAACGAAGAGGUUUUUAUCAUUAACCUUCAAGAUGAAAGAUCUUGGAGAAGUUGAUACCAUUUUGGUGGGGUCUGCUCGGGGACUCGCAUUCCUCCACCACGGGUUCAUACCCCACAUCAUACACCGAGACAUAAAGGCAAGCAAUAUCCUUCUGGACGAGGAUUUCGAGCCGAAAGUUGCGGAUUUCGGGCUUGCUCGUCUCAUAAGCGCGUGCGAGACGCAUGUGAGCACGGAUAUUGCGGGCACUUUCGGGUACAUACCGCCCGAGUACGGGCAGAGCUGGAAGUCGACCACGAGAGGGGAUGUUUACAGUUUUGGGGUGAUCUUGCUCGAGCUGUUGACCGGGAAGGAGCCGACUGGACCGGAUUUUAAGGAUGUGGAAGGUGGGAAUCUGGUGGGGUGGGUUGUAGGGAAGGUUAAGGCGGGGAAGGCGGUUGAGGUGCUCGACCGGGAGGUUUUGGAUGCUGAUUCGAAGCAGAUGAUGCUGAGGACUCUGCAGAUUGCGGUGCUUUGCCUGUCUGAGAAUCCGGCCGGGCGGCCGACGAUGCUGCAUGUGCUUAAGUUCUUGAAAGGGAUUCAGGAUGAGUUGGAAUAUGAUGCAUGA
Molecule: messenger RNA, 3285 nt
Organism: Striga hermonthica
Lineage: Eukaryota; Viridiplantae; Streptophyta; Magnoliopsida; Lamiales; Orobanchaceae
Source: the annotation of a GenBank genome assembly